This is a messenger RNA of Amphiprion ocellaris (clown anemonefish), 8533 nucleotides long. It is a transcript of the gene pou2f1b, whose product is annotated as POU class 2 homeobox 1b. Gene Ontology annotation, molecular function: RNA polymerase II cis-regulatory region sequence-specific DNA binding; DNA-binding transcription factor activity, RNA polymerase II-specific. The coding region runs from base 406 to 2535 and encodes 709 amino acids. The record is from RefSeq and is a predicted model, not a curated record. The transcript has 15 exons. Lineage: Eukaryota; Metazoa; Chordata; Actinopteri; Pomacentridae. Gene Ontology annotation, cellular component: nucleus. Gene Ontology annotation, biological process: regulation of transcription by RNA polymerase II.
UGGCGGAGCUGGAGGAGGCCGCCAGCUGCACUUGUCGUUUGUUUCAUUCCAGCAAGAGAGGGAGAGGUUGAACUUUUUCAGAAGUACAGACGAUCUUGGCACACGAGAGAGAGAGAGAGAGGGAGAGUAGGCACAGUAAAAGAGAAAGGGGCAGAGCUCUAAGAAAAGAAAAGAGAGAGCAGAGAGAGGCAGGAGAGCUGUUUGCCUAAACUCUGUUGGCUUUCCCAGUAUCCCAGUGCUGCUCAGUGAACCGUGUGCUGGACACUGUGUCUGCUGUGUUACUCUGGUUGCAUUGAACCUUCUGCUGACCACUGGAGAGUGGAGUGGGAGGAGGAAGAGAGUGCCGGACGCCUUGUUGGCGGGUUUGCCCGGCCGGGGUGAUUUUACUCGAUAGGUUCAGCAACCAUGCUGGAAAACGUAGGUGGAGCAGGAGUGGAUAUUAAAGUGAAUAAUCAGUCAGAAACUACUACUAAAUGUGCAAUGGAAAGUGAUGACGGGAACACCGGAAUCCAAAUCAAUGGAUUGGACUUUCAGAGGCAGAUGGUGCCAACCACAAGUGCAAUCACUAAUGCACAUGCACAAGCCCUCCUCCAACAGUCUAAGUCAGAAGACUCCGUCCAGCAGAGUGUAUUGCCUCAAACCCAGCUAAUGUUGGCCGGGGGACAGAUUGCUGGACUGACUCUGACCCCAGCGCAGCAGCAGCUGUUGCUGCAGCAGGCCCAGGCUCAGCUCCUGGCUGCAGCCGUGCAGCAUUCAGCCAGCCAGCAGAGCAGCACCACCGGGGCCAGCAUCUCAGCCUCGGCAGCCACGCCCAUCACCCAGCUACCCCUGUCCCAGCCCAUCCACAUCGCCCCUCAGCUCCAACAGCAGAAUCUAAGUCUGCCGCAGAUUGUUCUGGUUCAACCUGGCCAUCCAAUCGCCACGCCACUGUCCGCUCAGUUCAUCAUCUCACAGACAGCGCCGGCCCAGCAGGGCAUCUUGCAAGCCCAGAGUCUAAAUCAACUACCUCAAAGCCAAGCUAACCUCCUGCCGACUCAACCAAGCAUCACCCUCGCAACUCAGCCUGCAACUCCAACCCGCACAACAGCAACCACCCCGAUUCAGUCCCUGCCCCACAGUCAGACGCCACCCAAACGACUGGACACACCAACUCUGGAGGAGCCCAGUGAUCUGGAGGAGCUGGAGCAGUUUGCCAAGACUUUCAAACAGAGACGUAUCAAACUGGGAUUUACGCAGGGGGACGUUGGCUUGGCCAUGGGGAAGCUGUAUGGAAACGACUUCAGCCAAACUACCAUCUCUCGCUUUGAGGCCUUGAAUCUGAGCUUUAAGAACAUGUGCAAACUCAAGCCAUUGCUGGAGAAGUGGCUCAAUGAUGCAGUUUGUGCAGAGAACCUGACGUCUGACCAGGCCCUGUCGAGCCCCAGUGCCCUGGGCUCCCCGGGCAUGGGCAUGGAGGGCAUCAACCGCAGACGGAAGAAAAGGACCAGUAUUGAGACCAACAUUCGAGUGGCCUUAGAAAAGAGCUUUCUGGAGCAGAACCAAAAACCUACCUCUGAAGAGAUCACCAUGAUCGCUGACCAGCUCAACAUGGAGAAGGAGGUGAUUCGGGUCUGGUUCUGCAAUCGUCGACAGAAAGAGAAGAGGAUUAACCCCCCCAGCAGUGGCAGCACUGGAGGAGGCAGCACCCCCAUCAAAACCAUCUUCACCCCCAGCAGCCCUUUGGUGGCCAGCACAGCGAGCCUUGUGAGCAGUCCAACUAUUAACACACCCACCACUCUGACUGUAAACCCAGUGAUGCCUCUCACCAGCACCAGCGUCUCCAGUUUGUCUUUCACAGGCACGACAGGUGGCGCCACAAACACUGCAUCCGUCAUCUCCACUGCACCCGUGGUUACCACAGCAACCAGCUCUCCAUCUUUAAGUCCAUCCCCGACCACUAUUCAGUCCACAAGCACAGAGAGCAAGCCCGGCACUCUGGCACAAACUGUCGUCACCCAGGCUCCAUCAUCCAUAGCUACCACUCUAGGGACGGGCCAGGUGAUGGUGGCUGCUCCGGGUCUGUCUGCAGCGCUGCAGAACGCCACCCAGCUGCCCACCAGCGCCAGCUUUGCGGCUAUGGCUGCUGCUGCAGGACUCAACCCAGGGCUGAUGGCGUCCUCCCAGUUCACUCCGGGGGGUGCCCUCCUCAGUCUGGCUCCUGGUGCCCUCGGCAGUGCGCUGAGUCCUGCCCUCAUGAGCAACAGUACCCUGGCUACCAUUCAAGCUCUGGCAUCCAGCGGCACCAUCCCCAUCACUUCUCUGGACGGCGGGAACUUCCUGUUCGCCAACACCUCUGCUGGCAACACGCCCAACCUGGUGACCACGCCGCUCUUCCUGAACCCCCAGAACCUGUCGCUGCUCACCAGCAACCCGGUGAGCCUGGUGUCGGCCGGGGCGGGGGGGCUCCAGGUCACCACCGAUGCUCAUCAUCAAGCCACCACGGCUGCUGUGCCUGUGCAAGCCUCGACCAUUACUACUGCCUCCAAGGCCCAGUGAAGCCAGUCAGGCUGCAUCCUGAAUUCUAGCACCCUGUUUCUUACGUCGGGCACUACUCCUUAUCACACCAUGUAGGGAACUGGGUGGCUGUUUGAUGAAAGCUCUGUGCUUCACUAACCACCCCACUUUCUUCCCAUUGUAUCUACCAUUAUUUAAUCCUUCUGCUGCCACCAAAAACAAAACAACCUCACAAAAGGUUGCUCCUUCAGUUUUUUAUUAGUUUUUUUCCUGUCUUUUUUCUUUAUGAUUCUUGGAUGUUUUCUCACAAACAGUUGCCAGCUGGACGCUGUUGUUGGCCUGCCAGUCCUCAUGAACCUUGACAAGUGUCCAGGAGGAAAAUAUCCUCGGCACCCUCAAGCUGUUCACAUUUUGUACAUAUAGCCUUCUAUUUCCAGGUCAGAAUUUUCUCUGAAACACUUCUAACCAAAAACAAGAACUUUCGUCGUUAACAUUCAAACUUAACUGAUUUACUACUAAUUUCACACUGUUCAUCAUCACUAAUGGGGGUUUGUGUGUUGCCCUCCUUUUAAUUAUCUUUCGAGUUUAUAGGACAGGCUUUGACGUAAAUCAUAUCAAGAUAUUGUAGAGACUUUUUCUUCUUUUAUCUUUGCUGUCUAUAUUUUUUGACAUUUUCAGAACUUUUCAAGUCUAAUAUUAAGAUUUAACUAUCACUUUUUAAUCGUGGUUAUAAGGCUUUAAAAGCAAGUAAUAAGUGGCCGAUAUAAAGGUUAUCAUUGCUUUAAGGGUCAGAGGGACCAGGUGUGUCUCUCUGAGUCUCUCUUCUGGAAACACUGAGUUUUACAUUUUGCUGUGGUGACGACGUAGCUGCCGGGCUUCUGUAAAAUGACAGUCUAGAUGUGGAUUAUAGACACUGACAGAAAAUGACUGAAAACAUUACAUUGAGAGCUUUAAAGUGAGCUGCAGACAUGCAGUCCUGCAUCUGAUUAAGGGGUGUUUUGUUUUGGCUUGUGAUCCGUUGGAAAACUGUACAUUAUGUUUGGAUUUGGAGGUAGAAAGUAGAUGUCUGCAUGUGUUUUCAAGAUUCAGGCAGACGCUGAAAGCUCACAAGGCUCUGCAGUCUGUGUUUGGGAGGACUAGUCAUGGGCCGUGGUCACUGGCUAGCUGGGGUUAUUGUGUUGUGUUUUUUGUUUCUUUUUUAACAGUAGUACCGUCAUAUCUACUUGUGCACAGUAUCUGUACCAAAAAACUGGAUUGAUGAGCUGCAGUCUGCCUGUUUUGGGAGGAAUGAAAUUCUUUUGUCUGCAGCCGCUUGACUGGCUUACGUACUUUAAGAUAUACCAAAAAUAUUUGUUAAAAUAAUUGCUGUGUGUAGUCGGUGUAGCUUAGUCUAGUCAAUAUAUUUAUGAGUACAGAAUCUCUCUUCAUUGUCAACAGAAUAUAGAAAUGCAAUAUUAUGAUGAUCAUUUUCCAAAGAUUACAUGUUUUUUUUUAAUUUGACCAAGUGUCUCAUAGCUCAAUUUUCAAUUGGCAGCACAACUGACCAAAAAGGAGGUAUUAGUGGGUUGGAGCAUGAGAAAGUGCUUUGAUUUUCUCUUUAAUAUCAUUUUUUUUUACUGCUGGGGCAGCGCCCCUGAUUCUUAAUCUGGUUUUCUGUGAGCCAUUUGAUGGCUUGUUUUCUUUCUAACCUGUUUUGGUAGCAGUUCUGGACUUUUCUGAAGCAUUAUGGAAAGGGUCUGUUUUUUGGUUUUGUGCUAAUAUUCAGCCAUAAAACAACAGCUUGAACCAAAGUGGUUUUCCUCAACAGUUGCUGUGCCUGUCUGAGCACACAAGUUGCCGCGAUCUCUACUUUCCUCAAAUUAUUUUUAUCCUCUUCCACUUCGGUCAGUCCCCCCUUCUUUCCUGAUUUGGUGCUGCUGGAUAAGGAUCACAGAAACUUAGCUUUAACAACCUGCUGCUGAAGCUCCUGGUGGAGUUGAGCUGUCGAGGUCUGCAUGCUUUCUAAUAGCUUUAUGACUACAUCCUGUGAAAUUAGGCUCCUGUAGUUGGGAGUGUAAAUGAUGUGAUCGUCACUCUUCACCUCCUCUCAGCCACCAUUUUGAACCAGCAUGUUGGGAAACGAUAUGCCGCUCCCCAAAUCUGUCUGUGGACUAGUUUAAAACCUGCCAGAACUAUCUUAGGCAACACGUGGUGGGAUAAGUCCCGUUCUGUGCUCCACAUUGAGCUAACUCCACACAAAAGUAGCAUUGUUCUGCUUCAAAAUGACUAAAUGAAUUAACCCAGUGAUUAUUAAAUCAUUGAGACUGUAAGCAGUGAAAUUUGUCCAUGUUAUCCUCUCUGUACUUCUUUUCUGUUGAAUUAUUUUUGACUGAAUAUACCUCAGCAGCAACAACAUAAGGUUCACCUGUAGGCGUUUCUGUGUAUAGAGCAUUCAGAAUGUAGAAGUACCGUCUGGCUGAUGAACCGUACAUAGGAACCGUACAUUAAAGGACAACCUACUACUGCUAUUUUCUAGUACUACUAUUUAUGGGGUAUUUCCAGGUUUGAAUAUUAUUUUGAGAUCCUUCUUGCCAAAGUAAAAGCCUUUCUCUUUGCAGCUUGGUGGGCUUCUGGUUGCCUGAAGAACUCAGUCUGUUCCAGUUACUGAAGAGUUGAACGUUUGAUAGCGAAAUGAACCAGUAGCCGUUGGCACUAUAGGAUGUUACUGAAAUAUUUAUCUGAGGAAAGACUUAAGAAUUAGAGAAACGAUCUUUUCUUAAUUCUAUACAUAUAAAUAUAUAUAUAAACACUUGUAAGAUAUUCAUAUUUUAUAUUUGAACCAGUAUGUUAUCAAGACUGAAUGUAGUGAUUGUCAUCCUUACUCGAAAAGAAAUUCUCCCCUGAAUCUUUGGUUUUUUUGUUUUUUAACUUUCAAGACCAAAAAGUCCGAGAUAAACCCGAGAGCGACUCGCCGACUCCGUGUCUGUCGAGGCCUUUUCAGCGGGAAGAGCCCCUUCAGGCCAUCUGAUCUUAAUCCUUUCAUAGAUAUUUUAUUUUGUGGUGUUUUUGGUUGAGUCGUUGUGGACUUGAUUUGCUGUGCUGUCUUUAACAAUCAUUAGUUAGUUUUUUAUUAAAUUACUUUAUGCCUUUAAUUGUUUUGUAUAGUUUGAGAGGGCAAGAUCACUGGCUUUCUUAGUUUGAUAAAAAGAUUAACAUUAUCAUUUAUGCCUUAUUGUUACGUAGAAGACAUGAGCAUUGUAGCAUUGUUGUUCUGUGUGUGUGUGUGUGUGUGUGUGUGUGUGUGUGUUUGAGCUCACCUGGAGCAUUGUUUUCACUCAAACAGUAUAGUGUACUUUGGGCAUUUUGGAGCAUGGGAUGGUUCCGUUGCUACCGAUGCUUUUAGGUGUGGCUCAGACAGGUGGGAUACCUGUGAGGAAAGCUUUACUAAUAAUUCCAGCAGGUGUGUGUGUGUGUGUGUGUGUGUGUGUGUGUGUGUGUGUGUGUGUGUGUGUGUGUGUGUGUGUGUGUGUGUGUGUGUGUGUGUGUGUGUGUGUGUGUGUGUGUGUGUGUGUGUGUGUGUGUGUGCGUGUGUGUGUGCGUGUGUGUGUCUGUGUAUCUGAUAAUGAAAGAAUAGGGAGGGCAGUCUGCAGACCAUUAUGGUGCAUUUUCCCAUCUUCCAGCGGGUGUUGAGAGUGAUUUUUUUUCUUUUUAAGGGUGAGACAGGAGAGUGCUUAUUGUAGUUGUUGUCUGGACGGAGGUUCUCUACUGAUUUAACUACAGGCUUCAAGGAAGCCGUUGCCAAGCCAGCUUUUGGUUUGUUUUGGUAAAACUCCAGUUUGUGGUCGACCUAUGCUUUUCUGAACCGUCUACUUGACUCUAGCUGUUCAUGCUACAGUUCCAGUAGAUGCUCCAGUGGAUCAGCCGUGGGUAGAGUUCUGCUUUGUUGACCCGCCACACUGGUUUGCUGGAUUUUAAUGUGGACAAAGGAUGCGUGGAGCACCAGUAAGGCAAAAGGAGCUGUUUUAUACCUCAUUUCUAACUCAAGACUGAGUGAAACCUGCAUUAAUCUACUUAAGAAAUAAGAAAAAUGUUUUAAAAAAAUCAGAAAAAAUAUGAAAAUACACAAACUAGUGUCAGUGGAGAAGCCUGCUCAUACCUGUACUUAGAGAGGGGUUGUGGAAAAAGCUGCCAGCAGAGGGAGACAGAAUACAUCCCAGAAUGUCUGCUGUUUUCUUUCAGUUAUGGUGAUGAAUUUUUGGAUGGAACAGAGGUUAUUUGUUGCCCCCACAUGUCUGAACACUCGUUUAAGUUUGACAAUCUUUUUUUUUUCCUUUUAUUUGUGUGUUUUGCUCUGACCAGGUACAGGUAUGUGCGUGUCUUCCCACAUGACAGUGCGCUGUCGCAGCCCGCUCGCGUUUUCCUGUGGUACCAACAUUAACCAAAGACUUCUAACUUGAUUGUAUACGAGCGACACGCAGCUCUCGCCCAUCCCCGCCUCACUGCUCAGCAUCACACCCCGGCUGCACGCUCCCAGCCCAGCCGUCCUGGAAACACUUUGCUUUUUACUGCAUGUGAAUGUGCGUCUGGCCUGGAAACACUCGGGCGUCCUUUGGGUGCGGCGGUUCUAGUGCCUGUGGGCGGGGAUCGGAGGGAGUGGAGCAGGAGCUGAGCGGGCUUCUCCGACAGACACCAAACCCAUGUGGUGGUGGCUGGGUGGUGUUUGUUAAUACACACUGAGGGUUCAUCCUGUGCACACUGUACCUGCUCAGGACUCUGUAUGUUCGUCUGUCUGUCUCGAGCGCUGUUGCUAGGAUGUCCUCCCUUCUCCUCGUCCCUCUCCUCCACUGUUUCUCUCUCAAGGACUGUGGUUAAAAUGCUGUUCCUGCCUCUCUCAGUGUGUCUGUCUCCUCCUGGUCAUCCGUACACUGUAGUCCCAGGACAUAAACCCUGUUGUCUCCAGGAAUACAAAUCCUGCGGUUGUUAAAACUCACUGCUGUCCCCUUCUCCUCUCCUUGUCGUCCCUCCUCUGACAUCGUCUCUUCACUACAGACUCUGAUCAGCUGUGACACUAUGCAUCAUGGUCCUUCUCUCUGCAUGGACUGUGUCCCUCCGGCUCAGAGCUUCUGACCGACGGGCUUCAGUGACACUUUGUUUAAUGCUUUACUCCAAGUGAGGCUGUAAGGACCUCACAAGCGCUAUCCCAAAGCAAAAAUCCAAAUAUUUAACUUUUGACAAAUGCAGAUACCAAAGAUAUCUUUCUGUCCUGUGUGUCUCUAUGUUUUCUCUCCCUUCCACCCUGCAGCAUGUGUAUUAAGAGACAAACCCAGCACUGGCUUUAGUCCUAGCCUCAGUAAUUCCAAAGCUUAGAUGUAUAUUUUGGUAUAUUUCUGAGAAAAACUUGCGUGAAAAGCGUCUGUUUCUCGUUUGUUUGUUGUAAUCUCUUUUUCCUGUCACAGCAUGGAACUAAUUGCAGAACUGUCUUACUCUUGGUAGGUUAAAGAUAUAGUAUUUUUGUAUGUUUUUGGGUGUGUUACAUGUGUGAUUUAUCAGUUCACAGCCCAAGUGACCAUGGCUUUCAACAAGGAGAGAAAGAGAAAAAAACAAGCUGAAAACUCCAACCAUGUACAUAUUCUGUCUGUAUCUCAAGAAACAUUCUGUAAAACAUUUCACGUUGGAAGCUUGGGCUCAUCUAAAGGAAUGUGUCCCCAUUUUAUUUCCCCUUUUUCUUAGUCUGCAGUCUGAUACGAAUUGACUUUCCAGGACUCGAAUGUGAAGAGUUUUGGUUUCCAUCAUGGAAUACAACAAUGAGGGACACUGCUCCGAUUUGACUACAAAAAAAAAACAAAAAAAGAAGAAAAAAGGCUUCCAGUCAUGGCGGCAUAGAACUGAACGAUUGUGUAGGAGUUUUAAGUAUGUGAAUCAGGAUACAUAGUAGAUUUUGAUGCAUUUGUCUGCUGUAUUUUUGUUUGUUUUGUUUUUAUACACAUAUAAAGAUAAUCUUUUACUGUAAAUGUACAGUUCUCUUUUGUUGUAAACAUCAUUAAACCAUUUUCCAAGUGUU